AUGCAUUCUACCUCAUUUCUAAUUUUUAUUUCUCUUCUUCUACCUUUUAUUUUUUCAACACCUCACAUUGAUUGGUGCUUAUAUUGGCGAUAUUUAAAUAAGGAUUUGUUUCGACCCGAAUGUAAUGGCAUUUAUAGAUUGAGAUUUGCGAAACAUAAAGGUAUAAUUGUAUUGAAGUGGACCUGAUUCUCAGAAAAUCAGAAAUGACCUACCAAAAAACAUCAUUUUUAGAUAAUUUGUGAACCAAGUUUUCACCGCAAAAAUUUGCAGUAAUAAAUUACAUACUGUGUUUUUGGAAAAAUGCAUGAUAUUUUUGCAAAUGUGUUCUUUGUUCCCAACCUUUUCUAUUUUUCAGUUCUUGAUCAUAAACUACACGAAGUUUCAAACAUCCGUUUGAAACCUCAACCUCCAGCUCAAUUUCAAAAUAGAUUGUCUUCCCCACAAUCAAUUUCAAUUUCUCCAGCAUGGAUUUCGCAAGGAUUUGGUUGGUUUUCCUCCAAAAUUAUUCUCUCACAAUUAAGUUUAAUUUCAGGUCAAUGUCAAAAUUCCUGGUCAAAUUGUCGUCCAUCUUCUUCAUGUAACUCGGGUCAUUUAUGUGUUGAUGCAUCUGGAUAUUGUUGUGGAACCCCUCCAAAAAUCUCGCAUUGUCCAUCGCCAGAUUCACUUGCACAAAACUGCCGCGCACGUCGUCAUUACAUUAAUUGGUGUAAUUAUGAUUUUGAGUGUGCACCAAAAUUGGCGUUGCGUCAGAAUGCUUUUUACAGCGAUUCAACACCUGGAUAUCAUAAUUCAGCUGCAGUUAGUUUAUGCUGUCCAACUCAAUGCGGAUAUAAUAUGUGUGUCAGUUAA
Caenorhabditis angaria is the source of this 849-nucleotide messenger RNA. NCBI's taxonomy places the organism in Eukaryota, Metazoa, Nematoda, Chromadorea, Rhabditida, Rhabditidae. The record is from the annotation of a GenBank genome assembly.